AUUGUGCUGACUUGGCAGCGGCAGCAGCAUGAAAGUUGCUCAGGACAGGAAUUGGUCGGCUCUGCCAUCCGCCUACCCCGGCCAAGGGUCAGCUGGCAUCGCCUCUUCCUGGGGCCUUGGGAUUCACAGCCUGGCCCUGGGGCCACAGAGCCCCUUCCUGCCCGGGAUCUCCAUCCCUCCACCUGAGCUCCAGGCGUCUUCCACCGUCUCCUGUUGUUGUCUCAGAUCCUUGAUAUCCUUGUCUGGAGGGGUGCUUGCAGAGCGCAGGGCAGGCUGCUGCAGGGGUGUCAGCAUGGAGAAAAGCACUAUGGCUCAGUCCAAGGGCACAGUGGUCCUCGCCUACAGCGGGGGCCUCGACACCUCCUGCAUCCUGGUGUGGCUGAAGGAGCAAGGCUACGAUGUUAUCGCCUACAUGGCUAACAUUGGGCAGAAGGAAGAUUUUGAAGCAGCACAAAAGAAAGCGCUGGCACUGGGGGCCAAGAAGGUUUACAUCGAGGAUAUCAGCAGGGAGUUUGUGGAGGAGUUCAUCUGGCCGGCAGUGCAGGCCAACGCGCUCUACGAGGACCGGUACCUGCUGGGCACGGCGCUGGCCCGGCCCUGCAUCGCCCGCAGGCAGGUGGAGAUCGCCCGGCGGGAGGGAGCCCAGCACGUCGCACACGGGGCCACGGGCAAGGGCAAUGACCAGGUUCGGUUCGAGCUCACCUGCUACGCCCUGUGUCCCAAAAUCAAGGUUGUUGCACCGUGGAGGCUGCCCGAGUUUUACCAGCGCUUCCCUGGGCGCCGGGAGCUGAUGGAUUAUGCCAAGAAACAUGGGAUCCCGGUGCCUGUGACACCCCAGACACCCUGGAGCAUGGAUGAGAACCUCAUGCACAUCAGCUACGAAGCCGGGAUCCUGGAGAACCCCAAGAAUCAGGCUCCCCCCGGGCUCUACACGAAGACCCGUGAUCCGGCCACCUCUCCUGACACCCCGGAUGUGCUGGAGAUCGAGUUUGAGCGGGGUGUCCCAGUGAAGGUCACCAACAUUGGGGACGGAGCCACUCGUUCCUCGGCCCUGGAGCUCUUCGUGUACCUGAACGACAUCGCGGGCAAGCACGGGGUUGGGCGCAUCGACAUCGUGGAGAACCGCUUCGUCGGGAUGAAGUCCAGAGGUAUCUAUGAGACCCCAGCGGGAACGAUCCUAUACCACGCGCAUUUAGAUAUCGAGGCCUUCACCAUGGACCGGGAAGUGCGGAAAAUCAAGCAGGGGCUCGCCUUGAAAUUCUCCGAGCUGGUGUACAACGGGUUCUGGCACAGCCCCGAGUGCGAGUUCCUCCGGGACUGCAUUGGGCGCUCGCAGGAGCCCGUGGUGGGCACCGUCCGUCUGUCCGUCUUCAAGGGCCAGGUCUACAUCCUGGGCAGGGAGUCCCCACGGUCGCUGUACAACGAGGAGCUGGUGAGCAUGAACGUGCAAGGGGACUACGAGCCUGCCGACGCCACCGGCUUCAUCAACAUCAACUCACUGAGGCUGAAGGAAUAUCAUCGUCUCCAGAGCAAGGUCACCGUAAAGCAGGAUGAAUAGCAAUCAAUCGCACGCGAGCCUUCCUCUCCCCUUUCUAAUUUCUCUAAGAAGUAGCACUAAUUGUGGUGGCAAUUUGUAAUUGUAACUCGUCUCUCCGGAGCGGAGCCGCGGCGGAGGUGACGGCUUUGUUAUGGGGCGGCAAGUGAAAUCCAAUAAGGGAGGGGGGGGGAAAAAAAAGGGUUUGGUCCAUCGGAGGAUAAGCGGGGAAAGAAAUAAACCCCCAGCCACGGCCGGGUCCGGCACUGA
Molecule: messenger RNA, 1804 nt
Organism: Neopelma chrysocephalum (saffron-crested tyrant-manakin)
Lineage: Eukaryota; Metazoa; Chordata; Aves; Passeriformes; Pipridae
Gene: ASS1
Product: argininosuccinate synthase 1
Exons: 16
Coding region: 29-1558 (509 amino acids)
Biological process (GO): L-arginine biosynthetic process; urea cycle
Cellular component (GO): cytoplasm
Molecular function (GO): argininosuccinate synthase activity; ATP binding
Source: RefSeq, a predicted model, not a curated record